Molecule: messenger RNA, 942 nt
Organism: Chinchilla lanigera (long-tailed chinchilla)
Lineage: Eukaryota; Metazoa; Chordata; Mammalia; Rodentia; Chinchillidae
Product: putative olfactory receptor 2B8
Exons: 1
Coding region: 1-942 (313 amino acids)
Biological process (GO): G protein-coupled receptor signaling pathway
Cellular component (GO): membrane
Molecular function (GO): G protein-coupled receptor activity; olfactory receptor activity
Source: RefSeq, a predicted model, not a curated record
AUGACCCGAUUCAAUAACACAAACACUUUCCAUCACAACAAUGGCUUUGUUUUGGUAGGGUUCUCUGAAUGGCCCAAAUUAGAAAUGAUUUUUCUUGGGAUCAUCUCUUUGUUCUACAUCAUGACCCUCCUUGGGAAUUUAGCCAUCAUUAUCCUGUGCUGCCUUAUUCCCAGACUCCACACCCCGAUGUAUUUCUUUCUGUCUCAUCUCUCCUUUCUGGACCUGUGCUAUACCACUUCCACUGUUCCCCAGAUGCUGAUGCAUAUACAAAGCCACGGGAGAAAUAUCAGCUACAUUGGGUGUGUAGCUCAGCUCUUCAUCUUCCUGGCUCUAGGAUCUACUGAAUGUGUCCUUCUCUCAGUGAUGGCCUUUGAUCGGUAUGUAGCGGUCUGUCAGCCACUCCGCUACAUGGUUGUCAUGCAUUCUCCGCGAUGUUCGCACUUCGCAGCAGUGGCUUGGACAGCAGGUUUCAGCAACUCCUUGGUUCAGACUGUGUUGACUUUCAUGCUCCCUCGCUGUGGCCAGCAUCGCAUUGAGAAUUUCUUCUGUGAGGUUCCUUCCAUGCUUCAGUUAUCCUGUGUUGAUACGUGGGUUAAUGAGGUGGAAAUGUAUGCAGCCGUGGUGGUCAUAAAAGUGAUCCCAGCUGGAUUGAUUUUUUUCUCUUAUGUCAACAUUGUCAGAGCAGUGGUAAGGAUUCAGUCUUCUGAAGGUCGAAAGAAGGCCUUCAACACCUGUGGGUCUCAUCUUCUGGUGGUUGUCAUGUUCUAUGGUUCUGCCAUUAGCAGUUAUGCAUACAUGGCACCCAAGAGCAACUCGGCCAAAUUGAAAGGGAAGCUUCUUGCACUCUUCUAUGGACUCAUAACUCCAAUGCUUAACCCCCUAAUCUAUACCUUGAGGAACAAAGAUGUAAAAGGAGCAGUAAAGAAGCUACUAGGAAAGUAA